This is a messenger RNA of Ornithodoros turicata, 1065 nucleotides long. It is a transcript of the gene MED6, whose product is annotated as mediator of RNA polymerase II transcription subunit 6-like. Gene Ontology annotation, cellular component: core mediator complex; mediator complex. The record is from RefSeq and is a predicted model, not a curated record. Lineage: Eukaryota; Metazoa; Arthropoda; Arachnida; Ixodida; Argasidae. Gene Ontology annotation, biological process: regulation of transcription by RNA polymerase II. The coding region runs from base 184 to 897 and encodes 237 amino acids. Gene Ontology annotation, molecular function: transcription coactivator activity. The transcript has a single exon.
CAAUCCAAACCAAAGUCAGAACCGGAGACGUUGCACGUUACUCGCUAAAUAACAGGUUGUGAUCUAUCGUGGUGAUCUACUGUUUUGAUCAUUUAUUCGACCAUUGAAAGACUCUGAAACUGCUGAUCGCAAUUGCUGAUUACUCGUCGGUUGCUCAGCCGAAGCGUGGUGAUAGCGUUUAAAAUGACGCCUGAAGUGAAAGAGAACCCACUAGGAAUUUCCUGGCAUGAUACCGCUUGGAUUCAAGCUCUCGACCCUUGCAAUGUGAUGGACUAUUUCUCUGAGAGAAGCAAUCCUUUCUACGACCGCACUUGCAACAAUGAAAUAGUGAAAAUGCAAAGGCUAAGCCCUGAUCAGCUGAACAAUAUGACGGGUUUAGAGUAUAUUCUUCUGCACGCCCAGGAGCCCAUUUUAUAUGUCAUUCGUAAGCAGCACAGGCACUCACCUACUCAGGUAACACCGCUGGCCGACUACUACAUUCUUGCCGGCGUUGUUUAUCAGGCACCCGACCUCAAUUCGGUCUUCAAUUCGAGAAUGUUAACGACAGUUCACUAUCUUCAGUCAGCUUUUGACGAAGCCCUCUCGUUUUCACGUUAUCACCCGUUCAAAGGCUACUGGUGGGAGUUUAAAGACCAAGAUUCCUCCGAGAAGCAGAAAAACCAAGACAAAACUAAAGAAGAGCCUAGCAGCAUCUUUCAGAGAAGAAGAGUUGACAUGUUGCUCAAUGAACUGACAAAAGCAUUUCCUCCCAAGAUACCAGCGCCGCCUACGCUCGAGAAGCAAGCGCCCGAAGAAACUCCCAAACCUGAUGUCAAGCAAGAAGUUAAAACAGAGAAACCAGAGCCACAACGGACGACUAAGCCGAUUCCUGAAAAGCGGCCAAGGAUUGCUCAGUGAAAAUUGUGUGCUUGACUCUGCACCCAACAGUAUACGUUGUUUUAAUCCCGUAAAUUUGAAAAUCCACUUAACAUAAUGUUAUGGAAGACCUUACGACUCAGAAAAUUGUAACAUCAAUGCCUAAAGGAGCACACAAGGUUCUUGGGACAUAAACAUCUUGUAUCUCUU